Molecule: messenger RNA, 1311 nt
Organism: Drosophila guanche
Lineage: Eukaryota; Metazoa; Arthropoda; Insecta; Diptera; Drosophilidae
Gene: Rab30
Product: ras-related protein Rab-30
Exons: 2
Coding region: 435-1121 (228 amino acids)
Biological process (GO): Rab protein signal transduction
Cellular component (GO): trans-Golgi network
Molecular function (GO): GTP binding; GTPase activity
Source: RefSeq, a predicted model, not a curated record
UUUGUUUAUAUUUAUACAGCAGUAGCGGAAUUUUUCUGAAAAACAAAGGACUGGCCAUUAAUGCAGCAGCAUGCACACGGCUCAUUUCAAGAGCGAAUAGUUUAAAGCUAGCCAAAAAAUCUUCAAUGGAUUUCCAGCCUCCGUGCAAAAGCAAGUGUACGGGGCCAUCUAAUUGUUGAGUCAUCAACAAUUAACAAAAAAAAACAAUAGCAGCAGCUCAAGCAGAAGCAGUAGCAGCCUUGGGGGCGAGCAUUAACACCACCAGCCAAGGUGCCACAGGUGAGACGAGACAAGGCGUAGUCUUUCGCCUUGAUGGCGUAAGCUGAUCCAACAAACAACCCCAACAUCUUCGCCCAUCAACCACACCAGGCGUUACGCGUCGUUGACUAAGAGCACGCACACAGGCAGACACGCGCUCACCCAAAAAAUACACUAUGGAGGACUACAAAUUUCUAUUCAAAAUCGUGCUCGUUGGCAACGCGGGCGUUGGCAAAACCUGCCUGGUGCGUCGCUUCACCCAGGGCCUUUUCCCACCCGGCCAGGGUGCCACCAUUGGAGUGGACUUCAUGAUCAAGACAGUAGAGGUGGAGGGUGAGAAGAUCAAGCUACAGAUAUGGGACACUGCCGGACAGGAGCGAUUCCGAUCGAUCACCCAAAGCUACUAUCGAUCCGCUCACGCCCUGAUCCUGGUGUACGACAUCAGUUGCCAGCCCACGUUCGACUGCCUGCCCGACUGGCUGCGCGAGAUACAGGAAUACGCCAACUCCAAGGUCCUCAAGAUACUCGUGGGCAACAAAACGGAUCGUGAUGACCGCGAGAUUCCCACACAAAUUGGCGAAGAGUUUGCCAAGCAACAUGACAUGUACUUCCUGGAGACAUCCGCCAAAGAGGCGGAGAAUGUGGAGCGUUUGUUCUACGAGAUAGCCGCCGAACUGAUUGGCCAGGCACGCAGCAAAGACGGCAGCAGUGCUGCAGCUGCGGCGGCCGCACAGCGGCAGUCGGACGGCAGUUCCAUUGGAUUAGCCAGCUUAGGUGCCAAAGCAGCGCAAAGCAAUUGCUGUGGCGGUCUGGCCAAUGCUGGCGGUGGAUCAAGUGCUUCGAACACUAGUCAAGGCGGCUGAACAAUGGAUGGCCAAAACAAAUAACUAGAAACUGAGCAGCUAAACUGAAAUUUGUAACUAGUUUAAGGGCUUAAUCGUGAUAUUCAAUUUGAUAUUUUGAUAGAAAAUGAGACACACAUUCAGCUGCAAUCCCCUUGACUUCCCAUGUAUUUAUUUUGGUUCAAAUCACGAUUAAGAUCUAUCAAAACUA